This is a messenger RNA of Phaeodactylum tricornutum CCAP 1055/1, 2064 nucleotides long. RefSeq lists its product with no specific name. Gene Ontology annotation, biological process: cytoplasmic microtubule organization; cytoskeleton-dependent intracellular transport. Gene Ontology annotation, molecular function: microtubule binding; dynein light intermediate chain binding. Gene Ontology annotation, cellular component: cytoplasm; centrosome. The transcript is spliced from 2 exons. Bases 231 to 2018 code for a protein of 595 amino acids. Lineage: Eukaryota; Bacillariophyta; Bacillariophyceae; Surirellales; Neidiaceae. The record is from RefSeq and is a predicted model, not a curated record.
UCCGGUCGCACCGCUUUCAGAGUUAGUUCUAGAGACAAGAGAGGGUGGACUGUACAACCGCUAGCUAGAUAGCUUGAAGAAGCACGAAGUCGCGACAGAUCGAUUUUUAAUCAAUUGUCAUCCUUGCGACUUGGAUAUUGAAGAGUGUUUCUUCGUCUUUGUCGCAGCAGGGUUUGAGCUCAUUCACGUUCUUAUUAGGCAGCUGUCUCGAUUGACAGUGAAGGCUAAAUAUGGCGGAGGAUGGUGCGCGGCACGAAGCUAUGGUGGAAUUCCUGGGGACCUUCACGACUCUUUCCUCGGCGCCUCCCGAAACCCUCACAGAUUUGAGUGACGGUGUGGCUCUCUUUGAAGCCCUUUCGGAAAUUGCUCCCGACUAUUUUGAUCCAACGACGAUUGCUCGGCAGCUCGGUGACAACUGGGCUCUUAAAUCGAGUAACCUCCGCAAAUUCCUGCGCAAUCUGGAACAUUACUAUCACGAAGGUCUCGGCAAAGAUGCCGAUUUCACGCUAGUGAACGUGUCGUCGAUUGCCAAACAGAGUGACGUGAAAUCGAUCGACGUGCUGGUGGAACUCGUCAUGGCGGCGGCCGUUACCUGCGAAGAGAAAGGCACCUACGUGGCGCGGAUGAUGCAAAUGAACGCAAAUCUGGCCAUGAAGGAUAUUCUCGAAACGUCAUUGGCGCGGGUUUCGGACUUUGAUGCGCAAGACUCGGACAUGGACGAGAAUGAACUCGUUUUUGAUGGUCAAGAAGAUGCCGACGGGAUGGACGAGCGCGCGGACGAUACCAACCUGUUCGGAGCGAAUCACUUGCAACAGUCCGAGGCGCUGGACGACGCACGGCGAGAGAUUUCGACACUCAAGUCGCAAGCAGCCAUGAUGGCAGAAGACAAUGAAAAAUCGCAAGGGAAACUACGAGCAUUGGUGGAAGACUUGCAGGAUCGACUCGUUUCACGUCAAGAUCAACUCAUUCAGGUCGAAGAAGAAUUACAAAAGGCAACUUCGGACUUGGAACAAACAAUGUCGGAGCUAGGAGCAAUGGCGAGUGUUAAAACACAACUAGAGGAUGAUUUGGACGUGGCGAAUGCCAAGGCAGCACAGCUGUACAAAGCGGAAGCUACGCUGAUGGCGUAUAAGAAGAAGAUGGAAUCAGUCGGUGCGAUGAAUCAGCAAAUGACAGACUUAGAGGAUCAAGCAGCCAGCUAUUUGCGUCAAAUCGUCGACUUAGAAAACGAAGUUAAAAAGUCGGCAUCGCUGGAAAAAACUGUCACUGACUUGAGAGAGGAGAUUGCGCGCAUGGAGAAGAAGCACACUCAGGUCGAGUCGCGUUCCACCUCGUCGGCGUCCGAAAUUGCUGCCUUGAAAUCGAGAGUAGAAGCAGCAGAAUCCGCGAGGAAAUUGUUCGAAGAAGAAUUGGUCGAUCUGCGGGCGCAGCAAGAGCAUGCACUCAAUUCUUCUGUAGAAGCGAUCAAUCUGAAUGAGUCGAGCGCUCAGGCGCCUAAUAGUUCAUCCGCUGAACACCGGGAGAAGCUCACACGGCUUGAAAUCGAGAACGAAACACUGCAGAGGAAAGUACAGGCCUUGGAGGCGGCAGCAGCAGCGUCUAUCGAGAUUGCGGAAGAAGCGGCCAAGACUUCUCAGCGCGUCUCUGAAGUUCAGAAGACACCAACGACCGAGACUAUGUCAGCAGCGGACAUUGGCAAAAUCAGAGACUUAGAGGAUUCGCUUGCCAAAGCGAUGGCAAAGCUCGAGUUGAAAGAGCAAGAGAACAACAAGAUCAGCAGUGACAAGGACAAACUGGAAGCUUAUACGAAGCGAACCUUGGCAAAAUUCCAGGACAAGUAUCUGGUGGCCCUGCAGGAAUGCAAGACCAAACUCAAAGAAAAGCAAGAUAAGAUUGAGAUUCUUGAACAACGAAGCAAUUCUGAGCGGACUGCCCAGAAGCGGGAAGAGCGACUUCUUUCUUCGACCAUAUUCGAACUAGGUUUGGCCAUUAUGCAAAAUCGCCUGAAGGAAAGGUAGACUCUUAUGAGAUAAUUUGAUUGAACGAGCAACACCUUGAAUAUUU